CGAUAGUUUAAGCAGCUGAGACAUAAGGAGCGGAGCCGAGACUUGACAUGUCAACAAAACAGAUAAAUUAUCAGCACACAGGUAUGUAAGGAGAAUAUCCUGACAGGUAAUCUCACCUGCCUCUCCACUUCACUGUCAUCCUGACCUGCUGUCUCCAUGACAACCCCUCCAUUGGUGUCACCCUUUGGGGGGCAGCCGCCUCCACCUCAGCAGCAACAGCAGCCACAAGCUCAAGCAGCUCGAGACGUCAACACAGCGUCCCUAUGUCGCAUCGGCCAGGAGACAGUCCAAGACAUUGUCCUCAGGACCAUGGAGAUCUUCCAGCUCCUCAGGAACAUGCAGUUGCCCAAUGGAGUCACCUACCAUCCCAACACCCAUCAGGACCGGCUUGGAAAACUUCAGGAGCAUCUACGCAUGCUUUCCGUGCUCUUCCGCAAACUGCGCCUUGUGUACGACAAAUGCAACGAAAACUGUGCUGGGCUGGAUCCCAUACCUCCAGAGCAACUGAUACCCUUUGUGGAGGAUGACAGCUCUAAACUCGAAGAUCGCUCAGCCAGCCAGAGCCGCCCUGCCACCGAGGAGAGGCGAGAAAUCCUGGAGGUCAACAAGAAGAUUGAUGCAUAAGAAUCAGAGCU
Messenger RNA from Sphaeramia orbicularis (orbiculate cardinalfish), 635 nucleotides. Its product is annotated as mediator of RNA polymerase II transcription subunit 30-like. Gene Ontology annotation, cellular component: mediator complex. The record is from RefSeq and is a predicted model, not a curated record. The transcript is spliced from 6 exons. NCBI's taxonomy places the organism in Eukaryota, Metazoa, Chordata, Actinopteri, Kurtiformes, Apogonidae. Gene Ontology annotation, molecular function: transcription coregulator activity. Gene Ontology annotation, biological process: positive regulation of DNA-templated transcription. Bases 157 to 624 code for a protein of 155 amino acids.